AUUGAGAGGAGCUGCAUCCUCUCCUCAGCACCACAGAGGCAGACGAGGAAGCAUCCUUUUCCAGUCUCCAUCUCCUUGCGAGAAAUGACAUAUGAUUAAGCCAAGGACAUGACAUUCCGGUAGCAAGGCACCUUCAUACACAUCAGUAUCAUUCUGCGAAGCAGAACCAUUAUUCGCAGUCGUAAUCUAGGCUCAAGGAUCGGGAUUCUGAGCAUCUGGAGAGCGGUGAAUCCCCCAAGAGCCGACCGAGGAGGAGGGGAGCCUUGGAAAGCACUGGAUGCUGUGAUCAGUCCCUGUGAUCAGCUCGGAUCAGACACACGGCAAGAGGGAGGAUGCUGCUGUUGCGGCUCUGCAAGGUCGGGAUCUAGCACUGAAGCAGAUCUAUCAGCCAGCAUCGCCAAGAUCAGCAGCGGCACCUGUAUUGUACUGAACAGACGUUUGCUUCUGUUCUUCUCUUCUUCUUAUGUUUGCCAAAAAUACCGGAGAAUCUUCUGCUCCCUUUGGGACUAUGCCUGUUCCAGACCAACCGUCAUGUUCAGAAAAGUCUAAUACACUUAGCCCAGUGAUGAAUACAUCUAAUGGAGAUGGAUCGGAAACAGAGACAACUUCAGCUAUCCUUGCGUCUGUCAAGGAACAGGAGCUGCAAUUUGAAAGACUGACUCGAGAACUUGAGGCUGAACGACAGAUUGUUGCAAGUCAAUUAGAAAGAUGCAAACUUGGAUCAGAAACUGGCAGUAUGAGUAGCAUCAGAAGGACCUCAUCAAAGUUGACCCUUCAUAAUGACGUGUUGAAUGUACCUGCAAACUCCCAGUUUAGCGAAUACAUACCUAUGUGUCAUAAUCGAAUUGGUUCUACAGAGGAACAAUUCCGCUGGCAAACACAAGAUGGCCAGAAAGACAUAGAGGAUGAAUUAACAACUGGCUUAGAACUGGUUGACUCAUGUAUUAGAUCGUUGCAGGAAUCAGGAAUACUUGACCCUCAGGAUUACUCCACUACUGAAAGACCCAGCCUCCUAUCCCAGAGUGCGCUUCAGCUCAAUUCUAAACCUGAAGGGUCUUUUCAGUAUUCAUCAAGCUACCAUAGCAACCAGACCCUUGCCUUGGGGGAAACAUCAGCGUUGUCGUUCACGGGCCGCAGCAAUCAAGCAAGAUCUGCCAUUCAGAGCUACAACCAAGGCACAACAAGCAGAACAACUCAUUCAUCUGGAGCUGAACCCUCUCAAUCACAUGCUACCUCCCAGUCAAGAGAGUCCUUUGUGCCAAGCCAUGGGAGUGCGUUCCAUUUGCCUGAUUCCCAGCAUUCUUCAACACUUUAUUAUUCAAGCUCAACUCUGCCAGCUCAGAGAGUAAGCUCUCCUUUAUCCAUGCAGCAAGUAGGAUCUCCAACCAAACUCCAGAGAGUGGGCUCUGCCUCCGAGAGCUCUGGCUACAGCACCACUCAGAGGGUUUCAUCUCCAAAGCAGUCCCCUAGCCGCCUUGCCAAGUCUUACAGCACCAGUUCGCCAAUCAACAUAGUUGUGUCAUCAGCUGGUCUUUCCCCUUCAUCUGUACGCGUGACUUCACCACCAACCAUCCAGUCAAAUAUAUCUUCUUCACCUCUGCAUCAGUUGAGUUCAACCAUUGGCACCUAUGCCACACUAUCACCCCCAAAACGCCUUGUUCACACCUCAGAUCAGUACAAUAAGCAUUCACAAGAACUGUAUGCAACAGCCACCUUGCAGAGACCUGGCAGUCUUGCAGCUGGGUCUCGAGCAUCUUACACCAGCCAGCACAGUCAUUUGGGCUCUGAGCUGAGGGCCUUGCAGUCACCAGAACAUCAUAUAGAUCCAAUUUAUGAAGACAGAGUUUAUCAGAAGCCACCAAUGAGAAGUCUUAGCCAAAGCCAGGGAGAUCCUUUACUGCCGGCCCAUACCAGUUCAUAUCGCACCAAUACAGACACUGUCCCUGAUUUUGAUCCCAUGUCCCUGAUUUUUAAGAGUGUUGUCCCUGAUUUCUCAGUGGGAGAUUUGAGAGCCCCAUCUUCCCCUGGUGUCGACUCCGUACCCUUACAGCGCACAGGCAGCCAACAUGGCACUCAGAAUCCAACAGGAACGUUCCAGAGGGCCAGCUAUGCUGCAGGCCCUGCCGCCAAUUACGCAGACCCCUACCGACAGCUGCAGUAUUGUCCUUCAGUUGACUCACCUUACAGCAAGUCUGGCCCAGCUAUACCACCUGAAGGAACAUUAGCUAGGUCGCCUUCCAUCGAUAGCAUUCAAAAAGAUCCCAGGGAGUUUGGGUGGAGGGACCCUGAGCUACCCGAGGUGAUUCAAAUGUUACAGCAUCAGUUCCCUUCAGUGCAGUCUAAUGCAGCUGCCUACCUGCAGCAUCUCUGUUUCGGAGACAAUAAAAUUAAAGCAGAGAUAAGAAGACAAGGUGGGAUUCAGUUAUUGGUUGAUCUGCUGGAUCAUCGGAUGACAGAAGUUCAUCGCAGUGCUUGUGGAGCUUUGAGGAACUUAGUUUAUGGCAAAGCAAACGACGAUAACAAAAUUGCCCUAAAAAACUGUGGCGGUAUCCCAGCUUUAGUACGACUACUUCGCAAGACCACAGAUCUGGAAAUCAGAGAACUUGUAACAGGAGUCUUGUGGAACCUGUCUUCUUGUGAUGCCCUUAAAAUGCCAAUAAUACAAGACGCCCUUGCAGUGUUGACCAAUGCGGUGAUCAUCCCACACUCUGGAUGGGAAAAUACUAUACUUCAGGAUGACCGCAAAAUACAGCUGCAUUCAUCACAGGUGCUGCGCAAUGCCACUGGGUGCCUACGAAAUGUGAGCUCUGCUGGUGAGGAGGCACGCAGGAGAAUGAGGGAAUGUGAUGGACUUACAGAUGCGUUGCUUUAUGUCAUCCAGUCUGCACUUGGAAGCAGUGAAAUAGAUAGUAAGACCGUAGAAAACUGUGUGUGUAUCUUGAGGAACCUCUCAUACCGGUUAGCUGCAGAAACAUCUCAGGGACAGCAGAUGGGAACUGAAGAACUUGAUGGACUGCUUUGUGGUGACACCAACGGUAAAGAUACUGAAAGUUCAGGAUGCUGGGGCAAGAAGAAGAAGAAAAAGAAAUCCCAAGAUCAGUGGGAUGGAGUAGGACCUCUCCCUGACUGUGCAGAUCCACCAAAAGGAAUUCAGAUGCUAUGGCAUCCUUCAAUAGUUAAACCCUACCUCACUCUUCUGUCUGAGUGCUCAAACCCUGAUACGCUGGAAGGCGCAGCAGGAGCAUUACAGAACCUGGCUGCGGGGAGCUGGAAGUGGUCCAUAUACAUACGUGCUGCUGUUCGUAAAGAGAAAGGUCUGCCUAUUCUUGUGGAGCUUCUUCGAAUAGACAAUGACAGAGUGGUCUGUGCAGUAGCCACUGCUUUACGAAAUAUGGCCUUAGAUGUCAGAAAUAAAGAACUAAUAGGCAAAUAUGCCAUGCGGGACCUUGUCCACCGUCUUCCUGGGGGAAACAACAGCAACAACUCAGGGAGUAAGGCGAUGUCAGAUGACACUGUUACAGCUAUCUGCUGCACUCUUCAUGAAGUGAUAACAAAAAACAUGGAGAAUGCCAAAGCCUUAAGGGAUGCAGGAGGCAUCGAAAAGCUGGUUGGCAUUUCGAAGAGUAAAGGAGACAAGCAUUCCCCAAAAGUAGUGAAAGCAGCAUCUCAGGUCCUAAACAGCAUGUGGCAGUAUAGAGACCUCAGAAGUCUUUACAAAAAGCAGGAUGCCCCAGGCUUGAAAGUGAAUGAGGAGAGAGGAUAUUCACCUACCCUUCAAUCUGAGCCAGACAACGCUCUGUAUACCCUCACCCAGGGCCAAGCGACCAGAAUCAAUUCCCAAAUCCAGGAUGGAUGGUCACAGUAUCAUUUUGUAGCCUCAUCAUCAACUAUUGAAAGAGACAGACAAAGACCGUACUCUUCUUCUCGUACACCUUCCAUAUCUCCAGUUCGGAUGUCUCCCAAUAACCGAUCAGCAAGUGCCCCAGCCUCCCCUCGGGAAAUGAUCAGCCUCAAAGAAAGGAAAGCUGACUACGAAUCCACAGGAUCAAAUGCCACCUACAAAGGAGAACACACUUCCAGGAAAGACGCAAUGACAGCGCAAAACUCUGGAACCUCAACUUUAUAUAGGAAUUCCUAUGGUACACCUGCAGAAGAUAUUAAACACAACCAGGUAGCAAGUAUUCUUAUAUCUCUACCUGAGGAUAGAAACAGGGUGGGUGUUAGCGGCCCUGCAACAUCUUUAACUAUUUCUACACAGCCUGUUCCCCAAGAAUCCGCUAGAAAAGACUAUGACAACUACCAACCGUUUCAGAAUUCAACACGAAAUUAUGAUGACUCCUUCUUUGAGGAUCAGGUGCACCAUCGUCCUCCAGCCAGCGAGUACAAUAUGCAUUUGGGACUAAAGUCAACUGGCAAUUAUGUUGACUUCUAUUCUGCUGCUCGUCCCUAUAGUGAACUGAAUUAUGAAACAAGCCACUACCCUGCGUCUCCAGACUCCUGGGUGUAAGACUUGAUCGUGAAACAAAGAUCCAGCCUCUCCAGACUACUGGAUUUGAGACUUGAUCAUGACGCAAAGAUCCAGGAAACUGUGCAUGUGCAUGCAUAUCACAAGACAUCUUUCCUUGCAAAUUUAGUUUGUCAAGCCUGUUCCUUAGAAAGGCCCUUAUUACUAUUGUGGAAAAAUGAUUAUGGUGUUUUAGAAGGCUGGUGUUGUGGAAACUAAUAUUUUGUAAAAAAAAUAAUAAUAAUAAUAAUAAUUACUAAGCGUUUUCCCAAGUGAAAAUUUCUGAUUGGAGGGGAAUAUCAAAAUUAUACUAAAGUAGGGUCAUUUAAUAAAGCAUAAUAGCAAUGUUGUGUCACAUGAAUGGCGAAACAGUGGUAGCAUGUUUGUGCUUUAGUAAUUGACCUCAGCGUCUGCAGAAAUAUAGUGUAAAAUGACUGUGUUUUGAGGGUGGCGGGAGAAUGUCCGUAAAGGGGUGUGUGAUACGAUUUUAUGUUAAGCACAAGAAUCUAGUUUACACUAUUUAAGGGGAACAGCUUCUCACAUUUUGUUUACUACUCUCAUCCAUUGUGAAUCUAGGCUUCAAGUUGCAUUUGAGGUUUCCUCUGUACAGCAAGAUGUUUCUUGCUUUUUGUUAAUGCUUUGUUGUAAAGUAUUUGAUGUACAUUACAGAUAAAAAGUGCAUUGUGUAUAUUACACCAAUGCCACAGUGUUUCUUCUUCAUCAGUGAUUCUAAAUAUUGCUUCGAUUUCAACAUUUUGAAAAAAUGUUCAAAUUUCAAUAUUUUGUUCUUCCCCUACCCCAAGUACAUUUUGACAAUUCUGAAGACAAAACAAGUGAGAAAAAUGACUAUAAUAAUAUUUAGCAGUAUUGUUUGUUCUGAUAUGUGAACUUGUUUGUGGCAACUAAAAGCAUUCAGCAAUUUCUGACAUUUAACAUACAUCAUUCCACACUUGUCAACAAAGUGCUUUUUCACUGCCUAAAAUUUUACAUGUAGAUAUUUGAAAUAGAUUUUUUUUUCAUUUUUACCAGUUUUCUUUAUGAUGAUACAGUGUUAACAGAAAAUAAAUUACAAUUGAUCUGUCAUCCA
Messenger RNA from Spea bombifrons (plains spadefoot toad), 5591 nucleotides. RefSeq names its product catenin delta 2 (gene CTNND2). Bases 464 to 4507 code for a protein of 1347 amino acids. Gene Ontology annotation, cellular component: cytoplasm; postsynaptic density; nucleus. The transcript is spliced from 26 exons. Gene Ontology annotation, biological process: cell-cell adhesion; cell-cell junction assembly; dendritic spine morphogenesis. The record is from RefSeq and is a predicted model, not a curated record. NCBI's taxonomy places the organism in Eukaryota, Metazoa, Chordata, Amphibia, Anura, Pelobatidae. Gene Ontology annotation, molecular function: cadherin binding.